AGGAUGGGACAGGCUGCGACUUUACCCUGCAGAAGUGGAGGCACCUACGUCACAGAACUCUAUGAGUGGUUUAGGAAGUUCUUAAACGAGUGUCCGAGUGGCCUGAUCACUCUGCAUGAGUUCAGACGCCACUUCUGUGAUGGAACUGUGGGAAUGGAGUCAGCAGAAUAUGCCGAGCAGAUCUUCCGGACACUAGACAGCAAUGGGGAUGGAUUCGUCGACUUCCGAGAAUACGUGAUGGCCAUUAGCAUGCUGUUAGAAGGCUCAUCAGUGGAGAAGCUUCGCUGGUCAUUUAAACUUUAUGACAAGGACAAGGAUGGAGCUAUAACACGAGCAGAGAUGCUUGAUAUCAUGCAGGCUGUGUAUAAGAUGAGCGUUGCAGCCUCUCUAACCAACCCGAAUCCACUGACUGCUGAGGAAUGCACCAACAGGAUAUUCAUACAACUAGACAAGGACAACAACGCUAUCAUCAGUCUGGAGGAGUUCAUUGAAGGGGCUCUGGAUGAUGAGUGGAUAAGAGAGAUGUUGGCAUGUGACCCCAACACUGUAAAGGUAGAGCGUGCCUUUAAGGGUGGCUCUGAAAAUAAAGCUUUGGGUUCUGUUGAGCCUACAGAAUGAAGGAUCUGCUGGAGCUGUACAAUAGCAUCUCUGGCAGUCCUCCUACAGCAUGUAUCUAAAGGUUUCCUGCUCUAACAC
This is a messenger RNA of Hemibagrus wyckioides, 696 nucleotides long. RefSeq lists its product as uncharacterized. The record is from RefSeq and is a predicted model, not a curated record. Lineage: Eukaryota; Metazoa; Chordata; Actinopteri; Siluriformes; Bagridae. The transcript has 5 exons. Gene Ontology annotation, molecular function: calcium ion binding. Bases 4 to 618 code for a protein of 204 amino acids.